AUGCCUCAAUCCAGCCUCCUAUCUUAUUUCACCAAACCGAUGACAGCAGUGGCGCCCAUACAGACGGACUCGGGGCGAAACGGUCGAGUUAAGAAUCAUCAAACUCAGACCGAGCACGUCGCAGCUGCCGGCUCUUCAUUGAGCCGUGGACAUGGCGUUGUUGAUGUACCGCAGAACGAGCGCGGCCAGAGCUCGAUCCUUCAGGCGGAACGCACAUCAAGGAACUCGCAACAAAAGGUCCAAGCCCCGACUCCAGUGACAUGCGAAGGGAAACUCGAGGACUUAUCUCCAACAACGGCAGCUGCUUUGAAACCCCAACAACACUCGUUGGAAAUUAUACAAGUUCCUCACGUCCCAGGAGCUGCGGUUUCUCCCGUCUCGGAAGUCCACCUGCAGGCGAUACGACGUCUCACGGCUACGACUCUGCCCGUUCGGUACAGCGAUGCAUUCUUCAGCACAACGGUGACCGACCCAGUUGUGCAGCAGUUAUCUCGCGUUGCUCUGUACGAGUUAGAGCCCAUUGGUUGGAUCCGAUGUCGCCUAGAGCCAUGUUCUGGGAAUGGUGCCUUCUCUAUAAAGACGAAUGCGCCGUUAUCGCAGAUCUACAUUCAAGCAUUGGCCCUCCUUUCGCCUUACCGAAACCUAGGCAUGGCAACAUUACUUCUGAACGAGGUACUGUGUUCGGCAAAGUCGCUGGUGGAGGAUCCGGUCUGUAUUUACGCCCAUGUCUGGGAGAAGAACGAAGAUGCGCUGGACUGGUAUGCCAAGCGCGGGUUUAAACGCGUCAUGCUCGUUGAGCGCUACUACACGAGAUUGAGACCAAGUGGUGCGUGGAUUGUCAGAAGGGAGCUUGGCGAUACAUGA
This is a messenger RNA of Cladophialophora carrionii CBS 160.54, 864 nucleotides long. RefSeq lists its product as uncharacterized. Lineage: Eukaryota; Fungi; Ascomycota; Eurotiomycetes; Chaetothyriales; Herpotrichiellaceae. The record is from RefSeq and is a predicted model, not a curated record. Gene Ontology annotation, cellular component: NatA complex. Gene Ontology annotation, biological process: mitotic sister chromatid cohesion. The transcript has a single exon. Gene Ontology annotation, molecular function: acyltransferase activity, transferring groups other than amino-acyl groups. The coding region runs from base 1 to 864 and encodes 287 amino acids.